AUGGGUAACUCUGAACGGGGUUUGGUACGCAGGGGACAUUAUGAGGAGUCGGAAGAUUCAGAAGAUGACAGUGAAAGCAGUGAGGAUGAGGAGUUCGAGCAGUACCUUGCAGAACUGGCCUCUCGUGAUCGGGAAGAGGCGCUGGUACAGUCAGCAUUGCACCGUAUCGAACGUGCAAAGGCCAGGGGAAGAACAGACGUCGAUCUCAACGACGAGGAGAUGGCGGCGCUGGAGCGACGACGCAAGCGAGACGAAGCCGCGAAAAAGAAGAAGAGCAGCAAGAAGCGCAAGGACUCACGAGUCGCUGUGCCUCUGACCCAGCUCGACCCUUCAUCCCGCAAAAAGAAGGAUUCUGUCUCAAGCCAAUCAAGACAACAAUCACGAUCUAACAGCAAUCUUGUUGAGGACCAAGAUCGUCAUUCGCGCUCUUCCCUGGGCAGCUUUCCACCAACAGCAACAGCAGGUCGGCCACGCUCAGGCACUAGCACUACUACUUCAUCGCAACGACCUCAAAGUCGGGUGAGGGCGCCUUCCACUAGUCGCCAGCCUUCUGAUAGCUCGGCUAUUGUUCGCCGAGGCAGGAACUCAAGCCAAGCCCCCAAUGACCCUUUCCAGUUCCAGGUUCCUGGUACGCAAGCUCCCAGCCCCGCUGGAUCGUGGAGACAAUUCUCGGGAGCCCAGCGAGGCUCUGGAUCCCGAAAGAACUCUCAGCUGAAUGACGGCACAAGUGAGAGUGAUGACAGUGAAGAGGAGUCCGAGGGAAGGGAGGAUUCUAUCGAGACGACUUCUAGCGACGAUAUUGGCAGUGGUGCUCAGAUCGUUGUCGAGGAAUCGUCUCCUGAGCCUACCAAGCCCGAACCUACCAGGAGAAAUCCUACUCGAUCUUCUACUUCAUCCUCAACAUCUAAGAAGAAGCCGGCGACAACAACUUCCAGUGGACGACGGAAGAAAUAA
Molecule: messenger RNA, 954 nt
Organism: Fusarium coffeatum
Lineage: Eukaryota; Fungi; Ascomycota; Sordariomycetes; Hypocreales; Nectriaceae
Exons: 1
Coding region: 1-954 (317 amino acids)
Source: RefSeq, a predicted model, not a curated record